AUGAAUUCCAGUUAUUUAUUUAAAGUACCGUUUACAUGUCCAUCACAGUUCCCUAUCUUCACACGUUCAAUUAUCAGCGUAGUGUUUUUUGGAAGCGAUCAUUAUUCAUUACCUCAUUUACGCGCCUUGGAAGAGCGUCAGUCUCAGCAUAAAGAUAUUCAAUUAUUGUUUGUGGUUACUACCUCGGAUAAAACUCCUGUCGGAUAUCAUUGUAUUCAGAAUAAAAUAGAUCACGUGAUUUGGCCACGCACACUUACGAAUAAUUCAAUAAUCAUCAACGCUGUUAGUCAACGAAUAGAUAAAUUGCAAAAUAUUAAUCCCUUGGAUAAGCCGGAGAAAUUGUUAGGCGUAAUUGUUUCAUUUGGUCGAUUUCUACCCUCAUCACUCUUAUCUUUAUUCAAUUAUGGAUGCUUCAAUAUACAUCCAUCAUUAUUACCAAGAUGGAAAGGUUCUAACCCAUUAUUAUAUACUUUAUUAACUAAUGAUAAAGUUACUGGGAUUACCUUGUUCCGAUUGAAUCCGAUGCACACAACUUUCGACUCUGGGUCUGUUUUGUAUCAGAAAUCCAUUCGUCUACCUUGUAAUAAAAAUACAAUGUUAACACCGGAUCAAUUAGCUACAUAUUUAAUGCCACACAGCAUUAAUGCUAUGUUUGAGGUCAUUUUAUAUCCCAACUUACCAUAUUUAGUCGGUGUUGAUCAAUCGGUGAUUUCAGCGAAAUUUCAACUUCCAAUAACGUAUGCUCGUAAGCCUCAACCCCACAUGGGUUUGAUAAAUUGGCAGGAACAAUCAGCUGAAGAUAUAAUUCGAUAUUGGCAUGCAUUUCAAGGCACUUGUGUAAAUGUAUUUACGGAGCUUUGUUUACUGAACACUGUACAAGAAGAGAAAGAGAAUAACUCUUUAAUUGCAAAUUUUCGUCUAUCCGAAUGUCCAUUGUUGGUACCACACAUUGAUCGUGCUUCUAGCAAUAACAAUCGCCAGAAUAAUGCUGAAGCUGCCGAUAUAUACUGUCCAAAUUAUGAGCCCAAAAUUAUGGACUAUCUCAACGAGGCUUCAGUUCUUCUGCAUCAACCAUAUACAUCAUCAUUACCACCUGGAAGUAUUGUAUAUUUACGUUCACAAAAAGAUGUGAAACAUCAUUUAAUACCAUACACUUUCAUUGCUUGUAGGCCAAAGAAUUCUUCACCUAUAAUAACCCAGAUUAAUUCUGUAUCAUGGUUAGCUGUUAAAAGUUUUUUAGUGAAUUGGCCUAAUUCAUCAACGAACAGUCGACAUUUAACAGCUAUUGAUUUAUAUAAUGGUUAUUUUUUAAAAUAUAUUCAAUUACUAUCAUCGACACUCUCAAUAUCUGUAGUAAAUGAAGGGCAACAUUCUCGACAAUUAGGUGUACGUUAUUUUGGUGAGUUUCGGUCUAACCCUUCGUCUACAUCAUCUUUACUAAGUGGUAAUAAUAACGAUGGUAAUACCUUAAUAAAACCUUGGAAUGAACUAACACCGACUAUUCUACCUUCUGAUUUACAAUCAUCAUUUGAUAUGUCAAUCAUUGUAAAAAAUGUACAUAGUUGA
Messenger RNA from Schistosoma spindalis, 1566 nucleotides. The record is from the annotation of a GenBank genome assembly. Lineage: Eukaryota; Metazoa; Platyhelminthes; Trematoda; Strigeidida; Schistosomatidae.